UCUUCGCUGAACAACAAUGGCGAAUUCCUUGGCAUGCCCAUCUCACACCAUCCGAACCCUUUUCCCUCUCCUCCACUCCAAACCCCAACCUUUCAUUGCCAUCAAUGCCCGCGCAAGGCCCUCCGGCGCCCAGAUCCCCUCCGGCAAUCCCCGGCGUUUCAUCGGCGUUCGUUGCCAGGUGACGGAUGAUACGCGUUUCAUGCGGAGGUGCGUCGAGCUCGCCCGGACAGCGAUCGGAUGCACUAGCCCCAAUCCGAUGGUCGGCUGCGUCAUCGUUAAGGAUGGCGCCGUCGUCGGCGAAGGGUUCCAUCCCAAGGCCGGCCAACCCCAUGCUGAGGUUUUCGCUGUGAGAGAUGCCGGGGCGCUGGCGGAGAACGCCACGGCGUAUGUGAGCUUGGAGCCUUGCAACCAUUACGGGAGGACUCCUCCGUGCACGGAAGCGCUUAUAGGUGCGAAGUUGAAGCGAGUGGUGAUUGGGAUGGUGGAUCCGAACCCCAUUGUGGCAUCAAAAGGAGUGGAGAAGCUCAGAGAUGCAGGAAUGGAGGUUGUUGUUGGUGUGGAGGAAUUGAUGUGUAGGAAGCUCAAUGAAGCUUAUAUUCAUAAGAUGCUUACUGGGAAGCCAUUUGUGACUUUGAGGUAUUCCCUCUCGUUCAAUGGAGGGAUACUAAAUCAUUUGGGGGAAGGAGCUGAAGAAUUUGGUGGAUACUAUUCACAACUGCUGCAGGAAUAUGAUGCUGUUAUAAUAUCUAGUGAUUCUUUAUCCAAAAUGUCAGAACUGCCAACAUCAAAAGAAACCAGAGCCAAUCAACCUCUGAUCAUUGUGAUAGCAAGAAACAAUACUUCUUCGAUAUGCCUUCCUAGUCCCGCUACCGGAACACAAAUACUAAUCUUGUCAGAGAAAGCCAUAACUGUGCAACCAAAAUCAGAGGAAAUAAAAAAUACAGUCAUUCAAAAGUUAAACUUAAGCACAAUUCUUGAUUAUUGUGCGACUCUAGGACUUUGCAGCAUUUUGUUCGAUUUCAGAGCAGAUGAUGUAUGUUUCACUCAAUUUCUUGAAGACAGCUUCAAGGAGCAGUUAUUGCAGAAGGUAGUGAUGGAAAUAAGCCCCGCAUGGGAUGUAACCGGAGACACUUCUAUGUUGAAUUUCGGGAGUCAAUCAUUCAAAUUGAAAGAUUUACAGUCAAGAUUAGCAAAUGACAGCAUUAUUGCCGAGGGUUACAUUGCGUAGAGUCGGUUAUCGAGCAAGCCUGUUUUGCUUUCCUGAUUUUCUGAUAAUCAGAAACAACAGCAUGAAGGAAUUACAAAAAAGUUUGGUGAGUUCCUGUUGUAUGAUAUGUGCAUUAAGAUGAUUUUCUCAUGAUUUAAGCAUAAUUUUUUGUUUGAGUUUGUCUCUCUCCAUUAAAAUGUAGAGUUCUUCCAUCUGUUACUAGUCACUGGCGGUAUUGUUGAUUAACAUGUCUGCUUCUGUUGUAGUUUUCUUAUGGCUAUUGCUUGCAAUAAACUUGUUUAAUAAGUGGUUUCUAGUAAAGAAUGCCUACUUGUUUAA
Molecule: messenger RNA, 1546 nt
Organism: Dioscorea cayenensis subsp. rotundata (Guinea yam)
Lineage: Eukaryota; Viridiplantae; Streptophyta; Magnoliopsida; Dioscoreales; Dioscoreaceae
Product: riboflavin biosynthesis protein PYRD, chloroplastic
Exons: 3
Coding region: 17-1228 (403 amino acids)
Biological process (GO): riboflavin biosynthetic process
Molecular function (GO): diaminohydroxyphosphoribosylaminopyrimidine deaminase activity; zinc ion binding
Source: RefSeq, a predicted model, not a curated record